Etheostoma cragini (Arkansas darter) is the source of this 2704-nucleotide messenger RNA. RefSeq lists its product as uncharacterized. Gene Ontology annotation, molecular function: protein binding; cytokine receptor activity. Lineage: Eukaryota; Metazoa; Chordata; Actinopteri; Perciformes; Percidae. The record is from RefSeq and is a predicted model, not a curated record. Gene Ontology annotation, cellular component: external side of plasma membrane. The transcript is spliced from 10 exons. Bases 206 to 2110 code for a protein of 634 amino acids. Gene Ontology annotation, biological process: cytokine-mediated signaling pathway; immunoglobulin mediated immune response.
UCUUCUACCCUUUGAGGAAAUGGGAGUAGGACACACCUCCUGAAUUGGUGGCGCAACAUUUCCAGGAACAACUUUCCAUAUCAGGAAGACUGUGAGACAUAAAGUGUAGGCACGCAGCCAACUAAACAUUCACUUUCCCACGAAAUGGUUCGGACCUGAUGAACUGGAUUCUUUUCAAAGCAUAAGAAGAAUACGUCGGUUAAGCAUGGAGUUACAAUGGCCCGUUCGCGAUAGGAUAUCCUUAGUCCUUCUUAUUUUGGCGACCAUUUCAACAAAUUUCUCUGGCCAAAAUCUUGACUGUACGAACGACUAUGUCUCACUGAUGUCUUGCCACUUUGAAGGAGAAAACUGCUCUGAAUACAAGUUGACUUUCCUGAGAAAUGAUGGACAUGGGGAGACGAAUAGCAUAUUUACACAGUGUCAGACUUCACGGUACUGCUGCUCUGUCCACAUUGAGACACUUGUUGUAGGGGAGUCUUUUUUAGCCAAAGUUUGGAAAGGAGGCGAGAUCAUGGAAACCAAAACCAUCAACAUCACAGACAGCAUAAAGCCCCAAACCCCAACAAUUGUCUCAGUGAAUGAAUCUAAUGGGAAUUUUCAUGUCAAGUGGAAGAAGAACGUGAAGAAAAGUUUAAGAGAUAACUUGACUACUAAUGUGACUUACCAUAAAAAAGGAGAAGCAAAAACCGUGUCUGCUCUUGUCAAACCAACUCCCGACGAAUUUAGUUGGUAUGAAAUACUUGGUCAAGACUUGGAACCAAGUACAACAUAUGUGGUCAGCGUGAAAAGCCACAUAGACUUGAGUGAUCGCUUCAGUGACAGUAGCGAAGAGUUGGAAUUCACAACCCCCAUGUCCUCCACUGUCCUGGCCUUGGCUAUCAUCAUUAGCCUCAGUUUUGCUGCAAUCAUCCUCAGCGUUGCUGUAAAUAGCUGUUAUGUAAAGCUCAACACAAAGUGGAGGGACACAGUUGCCAAAUGUCCAAAUCCUAAACUUUCUAUUAUGCAUCCAGGCGAGGAAAAGGUCUUGAAGCCUGUGCCACCCCUCAUCUCGUCUGUCUGUGUUGAGCCCCUUGUUCCAGAUGACAGCAAAUCAUGUUCGAAGGGGUCCCUGGGAGACACUAGCAGUGGGAGCCUUCAGCAAAGCAGCGGAAUCAGUACUGGCUCUUCUGUUCUCAGUUAUGCUAAUACAGAACCUAACGUUAAAGCCUCUGUUCACGAAGCCCUUCUUAAAGCCCUCCCCAACAUCAGCCCAAUAUCACAUUUAACCCCCAAUCCAUUUACAGAAUCAAACCAAGACAGUGGUUUGCUCUCCUCUUCCUACAAUCCUUGUGGUGUCAGAGCUGAUGACAUGAGUUUUGGAUCAUCCGGCUUUGAAAAUAAAACCUACUCCAUCCUCAUUCCCAGCGGCCCACAUCAGAAUCUGACGGACAGCUCUGAGUUUCCGACGCACGUUGAAAUGGUUUGUGACUCUCCAUACCAUCCUAUUGUGGGGGACGUGACCUGUGUGGACCAGCACGCACCAGCUUGUCCGCGUGUUAAUUUUCCACCUGUGGAUUUAUCUCUGAUGCCAACAGACAUGUCAUAUCAGCAAAGCAAUGCCAAUUCUGGGGGAUUUUCAUAUUCAGAAGACUCCAGUUUGUCCUCCGUCUCUAGUGGCACCAACACAAAUGUGUUAUGUGAUCCUGUGUCCAGAGUCGAGGGCAGGUUAGAGAGCUUCGAUGAGGCUGCCUGUGGUGCGACAAAGCUACAUGGAACAACUAAAGGGGCAAUAAUUUGUGAUGAAAACCCCUGCUACGGCAGUGCCUCUUUAGGCUCACACAGCUUCCCUCCAGUGGAUGAUGGCUACCAGGCAUUUCAGAAUCUGGUGGAGCAGCCUGAUACUUUGUUUUCAGAGGAGAGGUGUCUUAAGAAAGAGGAAAGUUUGAACAUAUACCCUGAGGAAUCAUUCACCAAGCUGCCUCAAAGCUUCUUAAGCCCAGUUGUCCCCGGCGUCAUUAACAAUGUCCAGGGUGGCCAGUGUCUCUCUGAACUCCAAAGCCAUUUUCUCUCCUUGAUCCCUGCUCACCAGUCUAUGCCACUAAUCACAGACAGCGGCUAUCAUAGUGUGUAGCUCCGACAUUUUAUCAUGUGCAAUUUCUCCUUCUUUAAAAUAUUGAGAAACAUUGUUGAGAAAUUUGGAAGACAAGAGAGGGAGAAAACAGGAUGUGGCUAUGAAUGGUGUUUACACUGUAACAUGACUCAGUUUUAAAAGUCAAUUGAACUUGGAAACAGAAGCAAACAAUCUCACCUUAAGAGCCAUUUAGAAGCUGUUCUUGAUCUUUUCAGUUUGCCCUGUUGUCAUGGAUAUCUUCCAAAGAAGAUUAUGUAAUCAUGACCGAAAGCUUCAGAACAGUUAAUAAAUGGACUUGGCGUUGACAUUGUUUUCUCAACUGUGACAUGACUGUUUUAAUAGAUCUCAUGGUCAUAGAUACUUUGCAACUGUAUGACUGCUUUUGAUGCGAAACAUCCAUUAAGUUUGUACAUAAAAACAUUAAUGUAAAAUGCUUAUCAUAAACAGAGUGCACUUGCGUAGCUUGGCAUUGCCAGACUAAUUUGCAAAUGCGUAUUAGAGCACAUGAAACAUGAGCUCACAGGUUCGUCUGGUUUCCGGGCUAGAAUGCACUUGCUUUGAGUUUUAGAUGUGGGCUUGCUACAAAUGCUUGAA